Molecule: messenger RNA, 1841 nt
Organism: Centropristis striata (black sea bass)
Lineage: Eukaryota; Metazoa; Chordata; Actinopteri; Perciformes; Serranidae
Gene: actmap
Product: actin maturation protease
Exons: 6
Coding region: 284-1267 (327 amino acids)
Source: RefSeq, a predicted model, not a curated record
UCUAAGGUUAGUUUGUGGAAAUGUACAAGCUAUUUAUUUUUUUUUUAACAGGAGAAGACUGUUGCACUUUGAUUCCUACCGAGAUAGCAAUGACCACCGAGUUAUAAGAUAAGAUAACUAACUUUUCGCAACAGAGCGAGCUAAGUUGAAAGAGGAAUGGGUGGAUAGGUUGCAUACUAUAAAUAUUAUUUAUAUACAGUCUAUGGUUCUGUACUACAGUGAUUAUAAAGUGUGUUUUGGAAAUUGUCAAGAGCUGCUGUAACUUCCCUCUUUGCAAACAUGCAUGGAAGACCAACUGAGCUACCACUUCUGUCAGGGUUCAUCCAGAAGGAGCUCAGAAAAGAUGUCUGAGCAGUAUCCCCUGUCACCUCCACCUCCUCCUGCUCCUCCUCCACCUCCACCUGCUCCAGGUCCACCACCUCCACCAGGAUCAACCUCCAAGAAGAAGCUGUACCAGACUAUAGCCAGCAGCAGGAGUCCAGUGGAGGGGAACCACACAGAGGCCCUCCUACUGCUCAGUCAGAGGGACAGCAGUUUUAGGAAGGAGCUACAGUGGAUCCUGGUGAACACGUAUGUGCCUUCCCUCAUCCAAGACGGUCCUCAGUGUGGCCUGGUGGCCUUGUGGAUGUCCGCUCACCUCCGACAGCCACAGCUGACUGUUGCCAUGGAAACUGUUGUUCAGAAGGCGCUAAGCAGAGGCUACACGGCACAGGGGGAGAUGUUUUCAGCUGACAACAUGGCCCGGCUGGCGGAGGAGGUCUGUGGCUGCAGGGCGGAGCUGUUGUCGGGCGGAUUAAGUGGUGAUAAUGCUGCAGCCAUCAUCCAACACCUGUGGAGGAGACAACCAGUGCUCAUCCCAUAUGAUGAGGACUACAACCACGAGCCGUGCCAGCGGAGCGGCCACCGGGCGCACUGGGCGGUCGCUUCAGGUGUUCUCCUGGGUUUGGACCAGGGGACCGUGUUGGAGGAGCAGGUCCACCGGGACCCCUCGCUGCCCUGGCUCCGCCUCGCCACAGACAGCAGCGCUCCGUGUCCCGUCGGUGACACGGCGGUUAAAGAAGUUUACAUCCUGGCGAAGCAGGGUAAGAGCCUGCGCUACCAGCUGUGGAGCCUGGACAGCGUCGCUCAGAGCAACAAGCAGCUGAGAACCAUGGACCCUCAGAGGGAGAACGACGGGACCCCGUACGUGGUUCCUCAGGGAGGGGUGGAGGCCGGGCUGGCCGGGCAGGCGGUGCUGCUCCACACCAGGACACAGAAACACCAAUGAGUGUGAAAACAGCAGACACAGCUGCUCUGAUCUGUGGAGAGGUUCCAUGGUGAACCCUGGUGCUGCUCGGUUCCACGGUUGGGUGAACUCUUUGGAAGAAAAAUAGCAUCCAUAGUGCAACAAAUUCCAGACAAACAUGGCCGCCAAGCUGCUGACUGCACAGUUCAAUGAGAAAAAAAACUUUCACUGCAUUAUCUUACAAAAAUCCAAAUUUAGAAAACACUUUUCUGCAAACUUUAGGAUUAUAUUGUAAAUCAGUUUCCACUUGGGUGAACUCUUUGGAAGAAAAAUAGCAGGAGUCCACUGCACUGGAAUAUGGAAGCCCAUUUCUGCAGAAGCGUAAUGUAUUCACGUCAGAGAAAAUAUCAGUGUCUGUUUUUCUGAAGUAAUGAGAAACAGAAGAAAAACAGCGGAAUUUUCUAGCAAAAAAAAUCUGCUUUAGUUUUUCUGAUGAAAACUUUCUGAGAUAAUUAUCUCCUGAGAUAAUUCUUUUUAAUUCAGAAAAACAGUGCAAUUUUUUUUCUUUCUCAAGUGAAUAUAUUACAUUUUCACAGAUUUCCACCAGUAAAAGACA